AUGCAAGCCUCCCGAGCCUACGCCGACGACCAGUCCCCGCGCUCAGCCGCUCACCUUCUGCCGCCGCCGGGAAGUGGACCCCGCCCCGCGUUCUUACGGCCAGCAUCUCUCCGCAGCGUGCAGUCCACCGACACUAUCGGUUCCUACUACCACGACGGCCGAAAACGCAGUUCUAUCGCUGGGAAGUAUGCAUUGCCGCCAGACCCCCGAUUAUGGGCUGAACUCAGCGCUCCCGAGGCGGAUGACAUCCUGCAUAAUCCUGACCCACGACGAGACCAAGCAUACGACCGCGGUGGAACCAUCUUCAGCUCUCGUGGAUGCGCUAAUCUUGGCUGUCUCGCGCUCCUGGCUAUAGGCAUCAUAGCGUUAUUCGGCGGCUACCCUGUCACCACUUACGUGCUCAAGAAGACGGGUGUCACCGGGAACGACUCGGAUCCCAAGUCGCUCAACCUGGGAGGCACAAAUAUGCUAGGCGAGAAGCCCACGAUACCCAAGAACCGUGGACUCAUCGACCCAGACACUCCCGAUGAGGCCAAGACGAGAUCAACAUUCACGCCUUCAAAAUCUUCGCAGUUUGAGUUGGUGUUCAGCGACGAGUUCAACACCGAAGGCAGGUCAUUUUACGAGGGUGAUGAUCCGUUCUGGACGGCUAUGAACCUCAACUAUUGGCAGACAGGCGAUGUCGAAUGGUACGACCCGUCAGCAAUCACGACGAAGGACGGCGCCCUUGAGAUCACGUUGUCGAAGAAGCCGCAACACGACCUCAACUACACCGGUGGGAUGAUGUCCACCUGGAACCAGUUCUGCUUUACGGGUGGCAUCGUGGAGGUGGCAGUGACACUGCCAGGUUCACCGGACGUCUCUGGAUUGUGGCCCGCCAUCUGGACUAUGGGCAACCUCGGCCGUGUUGGUUACGGCGCAUCCACGGACGGUCUGUGGCCAUACUCGUACGACUCUUGUGAUUACGGGGCUCUGCCCAACCAGACGCUGGGCAACGACCCCCCUGGUGCCUUUGUACCGGGAAUGGGAGACCAGUACAAUGGCGACAAGCUAUCGUUCUUGCCCGGACAGCGCCUCUCCCGCUGCACCUGCCAGGGCGAAUCACACCCGGGACCGGUGCAUUCGGACGGGACGUACGUGGGUCGUGCAGCUCCUGAAAUCGAUAUCUUCGAGGCUGCGGCGUCACCUUCUGGUGGAAACGUCAGUCAAUCAGGACAGUUCGCUCCUUUCAAUUACGGGUACUUCUUCCUCAAUGGUACCGGCACAUACGAUAUCUGGGACUCCAGCGUCAGCACCGUCAAUAACUACCACGGAGGAGCAUACCAGGAAGCGGUGUCGGCGUUGAGCAUUGCCAACCAACAGGCAUACGAGCUGAGUGGCAAUCAAUAUGCGACGUAUGCCAUCGAAUACUCGCCCGGUUUCGACGAUGCCUACAUCACUUGGGUCAACAACAACCAGGCCGCUUUUACGGUUUACUCUGGCGCACUCGCCGCCGAUCCCAAUACGGAAAUCGCUGCGCGUCCCGUUUCGCAAGAGCCGAUGUACGUCAUCAUGAACUUGGGCAUGUCAAGCAGCUUCAUCACGAUCGACUACGACAAUCUCGUGUUCCCGGCGAAGAUGCGGGUGGACUACGUGCGCGUCUACCAAGAAGCCGACAAGUACAACGUAGGCUGCGACCCCAAGGACUUCCCUACCGCCGAGUAUAUCGAUACAUAUCAGGAGGCGUACUACAACCCGAACCACACGCUUUGGUCCGACAUCGGGGAAACGUUCCCGAAGAACAGCAAGCUCACCCAAUGCUAA
Messenger RNA from Peniophora sp. CBMAI 1063, 1803 nucleotides. The record is from the annotation of a GenBank genome assembly. NCBI's taxonomy places the organism in Eukaryota, Fungi, Basidiomycota, Agaricomycetes, Russulales, Peniophoraceae.